Messenger RNA from Hymenoscyphus albidus, 2579 nucleotides. The record is from the annotation of a GenBank genome assembly. Lineage: Eukaryota; Fungi; Ascomycota; Leotiomycetes; Helotiales; Helotiaceae.
GGAUUCCAGUGCAGAGAAGAUAUUUUUGCAUGUUUUCUUCAGUGGUGGAGUACCGGUACUCGUACAGUCAGGAGUCUUCAUACGAAAGCGGACCAUCCUAUUUUUAGGGUUACGGGUACCUCAGCCGGGGCUCGAUGGCCUGUCCUGACUCCUGCCCUUUUUAGCUUGGGGUCCCCUAAAGAAUGGAGUCGAUCCUUCUCUGACGGCUGCAGUAAGAGCGACCUUUGCGAGUGUCUGGUGAAACGUCACGGAGUAAAAAGGAAAGAUCGUGUAGGAGUUUUGCCAUUCAUCAUCGCCUCUGCACCAACAAGUCGCAUCGCAGUGGUGAUUGCAAAGGCUGCCAACCACCGCAUACAGUAUACUCGUACCCGGAAUCUUGACUGUCGUCAUCGGUUCCUAUCUUUUUGCCUUUUACGUUCCCGGCGGCUUGGAAGUUGAAACGACGGCUUCCAGUAAUAAUUGGAAAGACUGGAAGUGCACAUCCCUUCUUGGCACCGGUCAAGGCGCCCGUCUUGGCUUCUAAUUCUAGGGCUCUGGCCUCCUCUAGCCUGUACAGUCAGCACAAUAAUACGAAAUACACCUUCUCCCCUAACUGCAACUCGACCAUCUUCUGCCGUCUCGCCCAACGAAGACGACCUUGACAACGGUCAAGUGUCGACAUUGAAGCCUCGCCAUCUGCAUCUGACCACGUCUCAGUGCCCACCAUGCUCACAUUCAAGAGAGCUCUGAUAGCUGCGGCCGUCUUCUUGACCAUGAUCUACCUCGUCACUCGAUCGCAUCCCUCCCCACAUCCAUACCGAGAACACUCGGCAUCCAGCGAUGCUGCGCACAAGUCCGUAAAAGGGGACAAAUCAGCAAAGGCAGGUUCAACAACGCCUGCCUCGAGCGACUCAGGCAAGAUGGCUGCCACACAGGGGAAGACAUCCCAGAAGCCAUUGGUAGAUUUCGCCAAAGCCUCAUUACGGGAGAAGUUGGCAUACCAAUUCCAGUAUGAUGUCGAGGCCAAGUUCCCAGCAUAUAUUUGGCAGACUUGGAAAUACACACCAGCGUCAGGAGAGUUUGGGGAGAACUUUCGUCCAGCAGAGGCAAGCUGGUCAGAGAAGCAUCCGGGCUUCAUUCACGAAGUCAUCACGGAUCAGGUCGCAGUUCAUCUGAUACGCCACCUGUAUGCAUCCGUGCCAGAAGUGCUCGAGGCUUAUAACGUCCUUCCAGUUCCGGUGUUGAAAGCUGAUUUCUUUCGCUACCUGAUUCUGCUGGCCAGAGGUGGCAUUUAUUCCGAUAUCGAUACUCACGCUCUCAAAUCCGCUUCCGAAUGGCUCCCAGACAAUGUUCCUAGAAAUAAAAUUGGUUUGGUUAUCGGCAUUGAGGCGGACCCAGACCGCGAAGAUUGGGCAGAGUGGUAUUCUCGUAGAAUCCAAUUCUGUCAAUGGACCAUUCAGUCCAAACCAGGACAUCCAGUCCUAAGAGAAAUCGUGGCCAACAUCACGGAACAGACAUUGAAAAGGGCAAAGGAUGGAUCGUUGAAGGUUUUCGAAGACAAGAAUGGGGACAAGAAUGUCAUUGAAUUUACUGGACCUGCCGUAUGGACGGAUAUUAUUUUCGAUUUCUUGAACGACGAGCGAUACUUUGACUUGUCUGGUUCAAAGAGCAACAUCACUUGGAGAGAAUUUACAGGAAUGAAGACUUCGAGAAAGGUUGGAGACGUGGUUGUUUUACCCAUUACAGCUUUCAGUCCGGGUGUGCAACAAAUGGGCGCUGGAGAGUACGAUGAUCCUGGAGCUUUCGUGAAGCACGAAUUUGAGGGUAUGUAUUCAUCUUCUAUUUCUCCAAAAUUCCAUCUAAUAAUCCCCGCAGGAACCUGGAAACCAGAACAUCUCAGGCACAUCGGAAUCAUCAUCGAAUAGAGGGAUUGCUACCCUCACGAACCCCACGUCCUCUCUAGGACCAUCUCAUUGUAUAUUAUCCGACUCGCCCACAUGCGUCGUCUACAUCAUCGACGCCUUUUUCAUCGUACCCAUUUAAUUUGAUUGCAUUAGCGACAUGGCAUCCAAUUUCGGUCACCCAGUAGCAACACGCGGUCUUAUCAGCGAGCGAGCGAGCACAGAGCGGAGUUUUUUCCUCGGUUCUAUUUUCCUUUUGUCCUUUUCUUGCGCAUGGAAUCUAGAGUCUAGGGAGGUUUCAUUGAGGAGUUUUUGAGUGGGAAGGGGCUUGUUUGUUUGUGAGCACGCCAUUUUCUGGAUCCGGAGUGUAAUACUUUGUCGAUUCAUAAGAGGACUGGGACUGUUGGAAAUAGGAAAAGGUCGUUUACACUUGGGAAUCGAAAAGUCCUGGUUUUUGUUUUCUUGGAUCAAUGGGACGGAGGGAAUUGAGGGCGUGGAGGAAGAACAGGGGGUGAGCAGAUAUGGGGACACGAGUUUUUCAAGAGCUGAAGUCUUGUGUGUUAGUUUUCGGAAGGGGGUUGAUGGGGUGUAAUAGAUGUCCCGUGUCUUUGGGGAUUGGUCGAAGCGAGGAUUUCAAUGGAAAGCUGGGCGAUUUAGAUGCUCGAGCUGGUAGAUGGAAUGAAAUAGUGUGUCUACCUA